Messenger RNA from Morus notabilis, 2306 nucleotides. RefSeq names its product putative receptor-like protein kinase At4g00960. The record is from RefSeq and is a predicted model, not a curated record. Gene Ontology annotation, biological process: protein phosphorylation. Gene Ontology annotation, molecular function: protein kinase activity; ATP binding. Bases 95 to 2059 code for a protein of 654 amino acids. NCBI's taxonomy places the organism in Eukaryota, Viridiplantae, Streptophyta, Magnoliopsida, Rosales, Moraceae. The transcript has 7 exons.
UUACUAUAAAAUUUGGCUUGCUCUGAACAAAGUACUUGAGCCAAAAUCAAACUCAUCAUCAAUAUAUAAUUUGCAAACUCAUCUUCCAGAAUCAAUGGCAAUGAUACUUCCUUCAAGACCAUUUUACAUCCUUUGCCCCAUCUUCCUUCUCCUCAUCCGAGCCACCACUCAGCCUGAUUUCCAAUACUAUUUUUGUGCAAAGGAUGGAGGCAACGUUACUUAUGCCUACCGUGCUAACCUCGAUAAUCUCCUGUCGUCCCUUGUCAUAAAAGAAGAUAAUGGCUUCGGCUUUUAUAAUCUCUCUAACGGCAACGCUCCCGAUAAAGUUUAUACAAUGGGGCUAUGCAGAGGAGAUGUCGAUUCCAAAUUUUGCCGUACUUGCCUCAACGACUGUGCAUACCUUCUGAGACAGCGUUGCAGCAAUAAGGCAGAGGCAGUUGGAUGGUACGAUAACUGUACGCUACGCUACUCCAACCGCUCCAUGUUGGGCAUCAUGGAAACUUCACGAACAUAUUCUAUGUGGAACACCCGUAAUCUAACGUCUAACGUGGAUGGCUUUUUCCAAAAUCUCAGUACUUUGCUGAAUAACCUCAAAAAACAAGCUGCGGCCGGUGGUUCUCUUCGCAAAUUUGCAACGGGAAAUACAAGUGCUCCAGACUUUAUAACCAUAUACGCGCUGGUGCAGUGCUCGCCAGACUUGUCGCAGAGAGACUGUGACGAUUGCUUGGAUGAUCAGUUUGGGUUUAUCCCGACAUGUUGUGAUGGGAAGGUCGGAGGAAGAGUUGUUGGCCCCACUUGUAACUUUAGGUACGAAAUUUACCUUUUCUUUGGGCCUGCGUAUGUCCCAUUACGGGAAUCCCCGCCACUUCUAGCACCACCGUCGAUUAACAGUACCACAAGGAUACGAGAUAAAGAGAACAACCCUUCAAGAACUGUCAUUAUUGCUGUUGUUUCAACUGUUGUUUCUAUGAUACUGAUCAUCUCUGCCUGCGUGUAUUUGUGGAGGAAAAAGAAAAAGGACGAAGAAGCUCCCCAAUUUUUAUACCAAUCUGCUGAGGAAAUUGAAAGUUUGGAAUCCUUGCGUUACAGUUUUGAGAUCAUUAGAGGUGGGACAGAUAAUUUUUCAGAGGCAAAUAAGCUUGGACAGGGCGGAUUUGGCUCUGUUUAUAGGGGAAAGCUUCCCGAUGGACAAGACAUAGCUGUGAAAAGAUUGUCUAGGAAUUCAGAUCAAGGAGAUUUGGAAUUCAAGAAUGAGGUCUUACUAGUUGCCAAGCUUCAACACCGUAAUCUAGUAAGGCUCCUUGGUUUCUGCUUGGAAGGAAGUGAAAGGCUUCUUGUGUAUGAGUUUGUUCCAAAUGCAAGCCUUGAUAAUUUCAUAUUUGAUCCAAGCAAGCGUGCAAACUUAGAUUGGGAGAGGCGCUACAAAAUUAUAGGAGGCAUUGCUCGAGGGCUCCUUUACCUUCACGAAGAUUCGCGUCUAAGAGUUAUCCAUCGAGAUCUCAAAGCUAGUAACAUUUUGUUGGAUGAAGAAAUGCACCCAAAGAUUUCGGAUUUUGGAUUGGCUAGGUUGUUUGUUGUUGAUCAAACUCAGGGCAAUACAAAUAGAAUUGUGGGAACCUAUGGAUAUAUGGCUCCAGUAUACGCAAUGCAUGGACAUUUUUCGGUUAGGACCGAUGUAUAUAGUUUUGGUGUGUUACUUUUGGAGAUAGUGAGUGGACAGAAAAAUAAUUAUUUUCGUCAUGGAGAACAUGUUGAAGACCUCUUAAGCUAUGCGUGGAGAAACUGGAUUGAUAGGACUGUCUCAAAUAUCAUAGAUCCAUUAGUGACGGUUAAUUCAGUAUCUGAAAUAAUGAGAUACAUCCACAUCGGACUAUUGUGUGUCCAAGAAAAUGUAGCUCAUAGGCCAACAAUGGAUACAAUUGUUCUUAUGCUAAACAGCAAUUCUCUGUCACUCCCGGUGCCCUCAGAACCAGCUUUCUUUACGAAUAGCGACAUUGGAUCCGAUAUGGCAUUGGCAUCUGCAAAUGAAACUUCAAUUUCUGAACUCUACCCUCGCUAGUGAGGAUAAUUACUUGUUCAUAUACCAUGGUUAAUUGAUGAAGUAAAUGCAUAGAAUUCUUCGUUUCACACUGCGAUGUAACGUGUACGUUUUCAUAAAGGAAAUAAUUUCUUCCGGUUCUUCCCAAGAAUCGUCAACCUUCCAUGUUCAAUUAUCAAUUGUUUAUAUAUGUCUCAUAUGUAUCUAAUCCUAAAACCGAUAUGGAGAUAUCACCACUUACGAUUAUAAAGAACAAAACAAAUCUCAA